CGCGCCGCCUAUGCAGGCCGGCACUCGUUGCUUCCUCCUCCGAGUGUUCGUCCAGCACCGCAAGCCGAGCUCGGGCCUCCUCGCCGCUCUGCCCGCGCCGCGCCCGUGCUCCCAGGCUCCGGAUUGUCUUAAAUGUUUUCUUGGAGCCUUAAAGAUGGAGGUGACAGGCAUGUCCCUGAAACGUGGGUCCCUUGUUGUUGAAGAUAAUGACAGUGAGGCCCCAGUUGAGGAAACAAAGAAACAGAAGGUCUCAUCUGAUUGCUAUCUAACCAAAAGUCAAGAUGGGCUGGAGAGUGACUGUCAAUCCAGCAGUGAGAAUAUACCUGGGCCACUAGGAGCUUUAAGUGUGGAGAAAGGAAAAAAGAAUUCUGAUGCUCAUUUGGAAGAAGAGGAAGAGGAAGAUGGCCUUUCAGAGGAUGGGGAAGAGGAGGAGGAGGAGCCAGAGACUUUUGCAGACAUGAUGAAACAUGGCCUCACUGAACUUGAUGUAGGCAUCACAAAGUUUGUAAGUUCUCAUCAAGGAUUCUCAGGAAUCUUAAAAGAAAGAUACUCUGAUUUCAUUGUUCAUGAAAUUGGAAAAGAUGGACAGAUCAGCCAUUUGGAUGACUUGUCUGUUCCUGUGGAUGAAGAGGACCCAUCAGAAAAUGUGUUUACAGUUUUGACAGCUGAAGAAAAGCAGCAAUUGGAAGAGCUCCAGCUUUUUAAAAAUAAAGAAGCCAGUGUUGCCAUUGAGGUUAUUGAGGACACCAAAGAGAAAAGAACCAUCAUCCAUCAAGCUAUUAAAUCUCUGUUUCCAGGAUUAGAGACAAAAACAGAGGAUAGAGAAGGCAGAAAAUACAUUGUAGCCUACCAUGCAGCUGGAAAAAAGGCUUUGGCAAAUCCGAGAAAACAUUCUUGGCCAAAAUCUAGGGGAAGUUACUGCCACUUUGUUCUAUACAAGGAAAACAAAGAUACCAUGGAUGCUAUUAAUGUGCUGUCCAAAUACUUAAGAGUCAAGCCAAACAUAUUCUCAUAUAUGGGCACCAAAGAUAAAAGGGCUAUAACAGUUCAAGAGAUUGCUGUUCUCAAAAUAUCUGCACAAAGACUUGCCCACCUGAAUAAAUGCUUAAUGAAUUUUAAGCUAGGGAAUUUCAGCUAUCAGAAAAACCCUCUGAAAUUGGGAGAACUUCAAGGAAAUCACUUCACUGUUGUUCUCAGAAACAUAACAGGAACUGACGACCAAGUACAACAAGCUAUGAACUCACUCAGGGAGAUCGGAUUUAUUAACUACUAUGGAAUGCAAAGAUUUGGAACUACAGCUGUUCCUACAUAUCAAGUUGGAAGAGCUAUUCUACAAAAUUCCUGGACAGAAGUCAUGGAUUUAAUACUGAAACCCCGUCCAGGAGCUGAAAAGGGGUACUUGGUUAAAUGCAGGGAAGAAUGGGCGAAGACCAAAGACCCAGCUGCUGCCCUCAGAAAGCUACCUGUCAAAAGGUGUGUGGAAGGGCAGCUGCUUCGAGGACUUUCAAAGUAUGGAAUGAAGAAUAUAGUCUCUGCAUUUGGCAUAAUACCAAGAAAUAAUCGCUUAAUGUAUAUUCAUAGCUAUCAAAGCUAUGUGUGGAAUAACAUGGUGAGCAAGAGGAUAGAAGACUAUGGGCUGAAACCUGUUCCAGGGGACCUUGUUCUCAAAGGAGCCACAGCCACCUAUAUUGAGGAGGAAGAUGUUAAUAAUUACUCAAUCCAUGAUGUGGUCAUGCCUUUGCCUGGCUUCGAUGUUAUCUAUCCAAAGCAUAAAAUUAGUGAAGCCUACAGGGAAAUGCUUACAGCAGACAAUCUUGAUAUUGACAACAUGAGACAUAAAAUUCGAGAUUAUUCCUUAUCCGGGGCCUACCGAAAGAUAAUUAUCCGUCCUCAGAAUGUCAGCUGGGAAGUCGUUGCAUAUGAUGAUCCUAAAAUUCCACUUUUCAACACAGAUGUGGACAACUUAGAAGGGAAGCCACCACCAGUUUUUGCUUCUGAAGGCAAAUACAGGGCUCUGAAAAUGGAUUUUUCUCUUCCUCCUUCUACUUAUGCCACCAUGGCCAUUCGAGAAGUGCUAAAAAUGGAUACCAGCAUCAAGAACCAGACCCAGCUGAAUACAACUUGGCUCCGCUGAGUGCUUCUCCACAGAUUAGAAAAUGUAGACAUUUGCUUCUUGGCCUUGAGUUCGUUUUUUCUCUUAAUGCAGACCCAUAUAUGGAAUUUGAAUCUUUCUACUAAAAGAUUGUAUUUUUUUU
This is a messenger RNA of Dipodomys ordii (Ord's kangaroo rat), 2255 nucleotides long. RefSeq names its product pseudouridylate synthase 7 (putative) (gene Pus7). Gene Ontology annotation, cellular component: nucleus. Gene Ontology annotation, molecular function: RNA binding; pseudouridine synthase activity. The transcript has 16 exons. Bases 11 to 2134 code for a protein of 707 amino acids. Lineage: Eukaryota; Metazoa; Chordata; Mammalia; Rodentia; Heteromyidae. Gene Ontology annotation, biological process: pseudouridine synthesis. The record is from RefSeq and is a predicted model, not a curated record.